AUGCGAGGAGGAGCUAGCGGGUCCGAAGCCCGCGGGCCCCAGCGGUCGCAGUGGUGUUUCUCUGCAGCUGCCAAGCUGGAGCUGGACCUGGAACUCCGCGGGGCGAAGGCUCCGGCCGCCGGACAGAGGCUCCUCCAGACCGAGGCUCCGGCUGACACCGAGCCUGAGGCAGUGGCAGUGGCUGUCUCGCAGCGGAGCGGCCACAGCCGCAACCUUCUGCGCUGGUUCACCACAGUGGUCCUGUGUGCCGCCUUCCUGGGGCUGGGUAUGAGUAUUGCCAUCCUGGGACCCACAUUUCAAGAUUUGGCAACAAAUGUGAAUAGCAACAUCAGCAGUCUUUCCCUGAUUUUUGUGGGCCGUGCCUUUGGAUAUUUGAGUGGUUCUGUCAUUGGCGGAGUUCUUUUUGACUGUAUGAAUCAUUUUUUACUUUUGGGGUUGUCCAUGUUGGUUACCACGGUUGGCCUUUAUCUUGUUCCUUUUUGCAAGAGAGCAAUACUGCUGAUUGUCAUGAUGUUCAUCUUUGGUACUUCCAUGGGCGUUCUGGACACAGGUGGUAACAUCCUUAUCUUGGCUAUUUGGGGAAAGGAAGGAGCCCCCCACAUGCAGGCCUUACAUUUCAGUUUUGCCUUGGGUGCAUGUUUGGCUCCGUUGCUGGCCAAACUGACUUUCAGUACAACCGAGUCUGCCGAAAAUGCCACAGAGGUUGACUCUGCCCUCAACUGGUCAUCUGAAGCUGACUCAGAAUCUGUAUUUGGAGUACCUAACAGUAUGAAUUUACUGUGGGCGUACGCUCUUAUUGGAACAUACAUUUUUGUAAUUUCUGUAUUGCUUUUUGCUUUGUUUUUAAAGAAAAGUUCCAGGCGUGAGAAAGCACAAGCAUCUGCCCAGAGGUCUCGGAAAGCUAAAUACCACAAAACCCUUCUUUGUCUCCUUUUUGUGUUCUUCUUCUUUUACGUUGGAGCUGAGGUAACUUAUGGCUCUUACGUCUUCUCAUUUGCAACCACCCAUGUUGGCAUGCAAGAAAGUGAAGCAGCUGGGGUGAACACUGCUUUCUGGGGGACUUUUGCAGUCGUCAGGGGCCUGGCCAUCAUUUUUGCGGCAUUUUUACAGCCUGCAACCAUGAUUGUGUUGAGCAACAUCGGCAGCCUGAUUUCAUCUGCUGUGUUGGUGAUCUUUGACAAGAACCGAGUGUGUCUCUGGGUGGCAACAUCAGUGUAUGGAGCCUCCAUGGCGACCACGUUUCCCAGUGGCUUUUCCUGGAUUGAGCAGUACACAACCAUCGAUGGGAAGUCCGCAGCAUUUUUUGUGAUUGGUGCUGCUCUGGGAGAAAUGGCUAUUCCUGCAGUCAUUGGAAUUCUUCAAGGAAAAUACCCAUAUUUACCCGUAGUUCUGUAUACCUCUUUAGUGGCAGCAAUAGCCACGGCUGUUCUAUUUCCUGUGCUGUAUAAAUUAGCCACCUCACCCCUUGAUCAUCAACGAAAAGAAAGCAGAAAGAGUGAGGACCAGACUGCUUUACUCUCUAGCUCUGGAUUGAAUGACUGUGAAGAAGAGAAUGAGGAGGAGGAUGCAGACAAAUGGAACGAAAUGGACUUCGAAGUGAUUGAAAUGGAUGAUACAAUGAGAAAUUCUGUGAUAGAGACCUCUAGAAAUGUUUGCAUGGAGCCCACCUCUGAGGUCGCCAGCUGGUCGCUCUCAGGUGCAUUAUUCUUUGAGGCCUCUCCAGUUCAGAGGGACAGCAACUCUGUGAAGCACUUGCCAGAAACCAGGACAAAAAGGACUGACAUGUCUCCAAGAGGACUGCUGAGUACUGACUCCCCUGAGGGACUGCCACUUCUGAAGAGGCUGGGCAGAGCCGGGCAUUAG
Messenger RNA from Chrysochloris asiatica (Cape golden mole), 1863 nucleotides. RefSeq names its product KIAA1919 ortholog (gene SLC60A2). Lineage: Eukaryota; Metazoa; Chordata; Mammalia; Afrosoricida; Chrysochloridae. Gene Ontology annotation, biological process: transmembrane transport. The record is from RefSeq and is a predicted model, not a curated record.